Molecule: messenger RNA, 5928 nt
Organism: Sinocyclocheilus rhinocerous
Lineage: Eukaryota; Metazoa; Chordata; Actinopteri; Cypriniformes; Cyprinidae
Product: H(+)/Cl(-) exchange transporter 5-like
Exons: 13
Coding region: 354-2792 (812 amino acids)
Biological process (GO): chloride transport; transmembrane transport
Cellular component (GO): early endosome; synaptic vesicle; plasma membrane
Molecular function (GO): voltage-gated chloride channel activity
Source: RefSeq, a predicted model, not a curated record
UAUUGACCUCCAAACACGUGAUGUUCAGCCGUUCACGUUUUUGAGGAAGGGUAACAGUUAUUGAACUAAAAAACCUCAGCGAUGCAUCGGUACACCUUCCUCUUUCACCUUUAUCACAUGCGAAAGGUCCGUGCGAUCAGUCUGAAGACAUCCGUGGUGAAGAGGUUGUGAGAUGCUUUUGCCGGGUAAACUGUGACGCACCAGUUGACGGAACUGGCGGACAGCUGUGGAAGAUUACGUCGGCAUCGCUUAACCGAGGGACUUUAAAAUCCAGAUCACAAGAUUUGGUGCCUCAGUAAAGUCCACUACUAACUAAUAGCGACCACUACUACGCAAAGACCCAUAGAGGGGUGAUGAUGGACAACGGAGGAUUUUGCAACGAUAACUAUCACAGUGGAAGCAGUGAUGAUGAGCUGGUGGAUAUUUCAGAUGUUACAGUGAACUUCAGUGAGGAUGUCCCGCCUCUGGACCGAGAUUACAGUGCAGGCGGCUGUAAAGCAGAUUGGAGGCCGAACAACAGUCCUAAGCUGAUAGAUCUAAUGGAUGACACCGUUCCUGGCAUUGGCACCUACGAGGACUUCAACACCAUCGACUGGGUUAGGGAGAAGUCUAAAGACAGAGAUCGGCAUAGAGAGAUCACCAAUAAGAGUAAGCAUUCCACAGUAGCCUUGCUCUUCAGCAUCAGUGAUGCCUUUUCCGGCUGGCUUCUGAUGCUUCUCAUUGGACUCAUGUCAGGGGCCUUGGCUGGAGGUAUAGACAUUGCUGCCCAUUGGAUGACGGACCUUAAAGAGGGUGUGUGCCUGAACGGGUUCUGGUUUAAUCACGAGCACUGCUGCUGGGCGUCCAAUGAGACCACUUUUCAGGAAAGAGACAAGUGUCCCCAGUGGAAAAGCUGGGCAGAACUCAUGGAUGGAGUCAGUGAGCAGGGCAGGGUAAAUGUGCUGAAUCAUUUCAUGUAUGUGAGCUGGGCUCUUCUCUUCGCCUUCCUGGCUGUGAUUCUUGUGAGAGCCUUCGCCCCUUAUGCUUGCGGUUCAGGAAUACCAGAGAUUAAGACCAUCCUGAGUGGCUUUAUAAUUCGGGGUUACCUGGGGAAGUGGACUUUGAUCAUAAAGACCAUCACACUGGUGCUGGCCGUCUCGUCUGGCCUCAGUCUUGGGAAAGAGGGUCCGCUGGUUCAUGUAGCCUGCUGCUGCGCAAACAUCCUAUGCCAUUUCUUCACCAAAUACCGUCGAAAUGAGGCCAAGAAACGAGAGGUGUUGUCUGCAGCAUCUGCAGUGGGAGUGUCUGUAGCGUUUGGUGCUCCUAUUGGAGGGGUGCUUUUCAGUUUGGAAGAGGUCAGCUACUACUUCCCUCUGAAGACUCUGUGGCGUUCGUUCUUCGCUGCUCUGGUUGCAGCAUUCACCCUUCGCUCCAUUAAUCCUUUCGGCAACAGCCGAUUGGUCCUUUUCUACGUGGAGUUCCACACUCCCUGGCAUCUUCUAGAACUCAUACCUUUUGUGCUUCUGGGCAUCUUCGGUGGCCUUUGGGGGGCUUUCUUUAUUCAUGCUAACAUUGCUUGGUGCCGUCUCCGUAAGAACACCCGCCUUGGCCACUACCCUGUCAUUGAGGUUCUGGUGGUCACCCUGCUCACAGCGUUGCUGGCGUUCCCAAUCGAGUACACUCGGAUGAGCAGCAGCGAACUGAUCUCUGAGCUGUUUAAUGACUGUGGUCUGCUGGACUCAUCGAAACUCUGCGACUACACCGGCAACAGUGGAAGCACAUCUGGAAGUGUUAAUGCCACUGCCGCUAAUGGUCUGGGGGCUCGGCUGGCAGGGCCAAAGCUCUAUACAGCUAUGUGGCAGCUAGCUCUUGCACUGGUCUUUAAGAUGUUCAUCACUGUGGCUACAUUUGGCAUGAAGGUGCCAUCUGGUUUAUUCAUCCCUAGUAUGGCGGUGGGGGCCAUAGCAGGCAGACUUCUUGGAGUGGGCAUGGAGCAGCUAGCCGUACACAACCACGAACGGGACAUUUUCAGAGGCUGGUGCUCUCCAGGGGCAGACUGCAUCACGCCGGGCCUGUACGCCAUGGUGGGCGCAGCAGCCUGUCUGGGUGGUGUGACCCGUAUGACCGUCUCUCUGGUGGUCAUUAUGUUUGAGCUGACAGGAGGUUUAGAGUACAUUGUGCCCCUCAUGGCUGCUGCCAUGACCAGCAAAUGGGUCGCUGAUGCUCUGAGUCGCGAGAGCAUCUACGAGGCCCACAUCCGCCUCAAUGGUUACCCUUUCCUGGAGGCCAAAGAAGAAUUCCGCCACAAGACUCUUGCCACGGAUGUAAUGCGGCCGCGGCGGAGCGACCCACCGCUGUCUGUGCUGACGCAGAGCGGAAUGACUGUAGAGGAGGUGGAGAGACUCAUCGCAGAUACCACCUACAGCGGCUUUCCUGUGGUUAUCUCACAGCUGUCUCAGAGAUUGGUGGGCUUUGUGUUGAGGAGGGAUCUGUUCAUAUCCUUAGAAAAUGCACGGCGGCAUCAGGAUGGUGUGGUCAGCGUGUCUGCUGUCCUGUUCACUGAAUGUGAAUCGCCCGCGUCACCCGGCGCUCCUCCUGCAGUCAAACUGCGCAGCAUCUUGGACCUCAGCCCCUUUACGGUCACUGUGCACACGCCCAUGGAAAUCGUGGUGGACAUCUUCCGCAAGCUUGGCCUGCGGCAGUGCCUCGUCAUUCAGAACGGGCGUUUGCUGGGAAUCAUCACUAAAAAGGACAUUCUUAAACACAUGGCGCAGAUGGCCAACAGAGACCCGGAAUCAAUCCUCUUCAACUGAAGACUCUCAAGACUGAACGGACAGGAUAAACUCACUCCUACACACACACACACACACACACACACACAGACAGACAGACAGACAGACAGACAGAGAAUCAUCCUGCGAUGAUGAUGAUGACAGUGGUAGGACUGUGUGUGUCACUGAGGUACUGCUAUUAUAGAGUGGUCUGAGAGUGGACUAAGGCAGCUUUUUGCAGCUCCAGAACUGGACAUGUUCAGACAGGAGCUGUUUAGCCUGUCCGGAGGCUACAGAGACAGUAAUGUGAAAAAUGCUGUCUUCUCGCACCUCAUAUAAGACCUGAUCUGAAUUGUUGCCAUCAGGACUUGCUGCAUGUGGCCCAAAUGCUUUUCCUGCCUGCACGUAUAUUUAAAUUUGGGGAUCGACGACGACUUUUUGUGUUCUUUAUUCGUUUAUGGUGCUUUACUCUACUAAAAGUAGCUUGAACUAGCUUUACAUGGUUGCUAGUCUCAGGCUGGUCUGGGUUGUUGGUUUUGGGGAGUUUUGGGUAUUUAUCAGGCUGGGAGACCAACUGACUGAGACCAGCCAUCAAAGAGUAGCUUAAGCUAUUUUUUAGCAGGAUUUCCAUCCCCGGAGUGACGUUUGACCUCGAGAGGAACUUCAGAAGGGUGAGAACAUUCCCGAGAUGAUCUGGGGAACGUGCGUUAAGGGUGUCUUGUCUGAACCUGCGUGUGUCGAGCGAUCCCUGUGGGAAGAUGUGCCGCCUUUUGUAGAAGUGCGGUGAGAUUUGGUGUAUCAUGUUGAGAAGUCAUACAGACGCACUUACUUUUUCUCAUUUAUGCAUACUAGCAAAACGCCGUCAGUAGUGCCGUUCCUCUAUUUCUCACUCUAAAGACUUUGAGAAGGAAGUUUUGAAGAUAACAUGCCACUCUUGAAGUGUUUAUAUAUGACUUCAACCGGACAGAAGCCAAUGUUGAUUUUUAUUGUGAAAGGUGCCUUUAAGGAAUGGUUCAUCCAAAAAUUCUGUCAUUUACUCAUCCUUUUGACGUUCCAAACCUGUAUGAUUCUCUUUUCUUCUGUGAAACCUAAAAUAAGGCAUUUUGUGAGAGAGUCUUAGUGGGUUUUUUUGUCGAUUACAGUGAAAACCAAUAGUAACUAAACCUGUUUGGUUACCAACAUUCUUCACAAUCUGUUCUUUUGUGUUCUGCAGAAGAAUAAAAAGUCUAUACAGUUUUGGAACAACGCAAGGGUGAGAAAACCGAUGACAGAAUGUUCUUUUUGGUAUGAAAUAUGCCUUCAAUAGUUAUGUUGAAGUGCCCUGGUUCUCCCUCUGUCUUUCUGCCAUUACAACAAGCUAUUUGGUCUUAGCAGUGGCAUAUGAUUUCCAAAAAGUUUGUAGUGGCUACUAAACAACCGAUUUCCACUCAGCUUCCCAAAUGAACCAAGCUGCCGUUCCCGCGUGGCACCACCAGGCGGCACUAUCUCACAGACUGUUCAUUCUGGACAUUGUGUGCCAUCUGAUUGAUUCUUGGCCCGGUUCACUUGCUGGGUGUGUUGCAGCAUUCUCUCAUGUCAUUACAAUUGGGACUCCUUACAUUUCCCCUGACAUCUUUAUGCUCAUAUUGGGCACCUGGGCCCCUCCAUUCCUUCAUCCAUCACCCUCACUAUCUUUCUCAUGUAACCACGCUGUCAUCCUCAGACAACCUCAGCGAAGCAUCUCCAGGCAACUCCCUUGUUUGUCCGUGAGGACCCAAUCAUGACAUAACAAGAUCCUCCCUGUAAUGAAAGGGCUAAACUAGUACUGUAGUCCCCUUCCUUGGCAUACUUGCUUGACUUUUUGUCUCUACGCAUUUUAAAACCUCCACCCUCCAGUCCAGUGCAUGUUUCCCCCCCCUGCAUUGGCAUUUGGGUUGUUUAUGACCUAUUAAAGGCAUUUGAUUCUUUUCAUGCCUGUUCUAAACGCUCUCUUUCCCUACUCGCUGUAAUUCCCGGGAGUUGGAUUAGGGGCAGGGAGGUGGUGGAGGGCUAUUGUUCCCAUUCGCUCCUGCUCGUCUGGGCUCCCAGUCGCCAGGAUGUCCCCCGACCGCUUCCCUCAAGCACCGUCACGCAGCCCCGACCGCCUUCCACUCUUAGAAAGACCAUUUCUGGUCCAGUCUUUAAACAACGGGCAAUUCUGAACUGUUAUAAUAGAGCGGUGGAAAAAAAUAAAUUCUUGCGCUGUGAUUAUUGAAAGAAAAGGUGUGUGUGUAUGUGUGUGAGUAUUUGUGUGGGGGGCCGUAGGCGUGUUGGAAGGAGAGAUUACGCUUUUCUCUUUUGCCCUCCUAGGAAAAAUAUGGGAGGAGGGAGAGGAGAAAAGGUUAAUUAAACAGUGUUCACUGAUCAGUGGAAGGGAUCGUUUCACAAAGGUCCCCUCUGUGUCACACGGGGGGUUAUUGGAGAGACUUGGCACGAAGGACUUCCACUCAUUCCUGCAAUCCGGGUGGGUGCUGAGCCUCUUUGCGCUGUAACCCAACACUCGAUUGGUGCAGAAGGAACCAGGCCAGGACCAGGACCAGAUGAAAUAUUGUAAUGUAAAACAGGACACGCCACAGACCUCCUAUGUUCUUAUCUACAGAACGUAGGCUUCAACUAACUUUUCAACUCCGGAAGCAGCACGUAAACCGCUGUUUAGUUGGCGUCUACUUGCCUUUUUCUAUGCAAACAGUCAGGUUAGGGCCGAGGACAAAUGCUAAACCUGAGUAAACUGCUUUUACAGGUGUCAAUGAGCAUGUAUAUCCAAAGAAACCUGUUUUUUUUGUUCUUGCCAAAAAGACGAUACGGUUAUUACCAAAUUGCUUGGAAGGAAAUUUUUUUCCAAAGCACUCAUCGGAGAUGAAGAAUGUGUCCAUUUUAUUGAUAAGAGAUGUUAACUUUAAUAGGUAUUUAUUUGCAGAGAAAUGUUUUCUAUUACAGUAUUUGUACAUGUCUGUGAUUAUAUCAUAUUGUCAAAUGAACUUUUGUCCAUUUGAAUAAAUCUGAAUGAUGCAUUCCAUGCAGACUGCAUUCAUCUGGAGGUCAAAAGUGUUUGUUUUAGAUAUAUAAAGAAUGGCUUGUGGCUUCAAGUUUUUGGUUUACCUUGCAUAAUCAAAGACCCAGGACAUGAUGAAAAUUCCAGAAAUAUGAGCAUUUUUAUUCC